Messenger RNA from Psammomys obesus (fat sand rat), 1447 nucleotides. Its product is annotated as ras and Rab interactor 2. The record is from RefSeq and is a predicted model, not a curated record. NCBI's taxonomy places the organism in Eukaryota, Metazoa, Chordata, Mammalia, Rodentia, Muridae.
AUCUUUUUGGUUCGUAAAUCCUCCAAAAUGCAGAAGAAAGUCCUCUCCCUUCGCCUGCCCUGUGAAUUUGGAGCACCUCUCAAAGAGUUUGCUAUAAAGGAAAGCACGUACACAUUUUCCCUGGAAGGCUCAGGAAUCAGCUUUGCAGAUUUAUUCCGGCUCAUUGCUUUCUACUGCAUCAGCAGGGAUGUCCUGCCAUUCACCUUGAAGUUGCCUUAUGCCAUUUCAACAGCCAAGACGGAGUCUCAGCUUGAAGAACUAGCCCAGCUGGGACUAAAUUUUUGGAGCUCCUCGGCAGACAACAAACCCCCCACCUCCCCACCUCCCCACAGGCCUCCCUCAGCCGGCAUCUGCCCUGCCUCCUUGCGUCAGCUCUGCCUUAUAAAUGGAGUGCAUUCUAUAAAAACCAGGACGCCUUCGGAGCUGGAGUGCAGCCAGACCAACGGAGCCUUGUGUUUUAUUAAUCCUCUUUUCUUGAAAGUGCACAGCCAGGACCUCAGCACAGGCCCAAAGAGGCUGAGCACAAGGACUCCCAACGCGAAUGGCACCGAGAGGCCGCGGUCUCCCCCACCCAGGCCCCCCCCACCCGCUAUUAAUAGUCUGCACACAAGCCCUGGGCUAUCCAGGACUGAACCCCAGACGAGCAUGCCAGAAACAGUCAACCAUAGCAAACAUGGGAACGUAGCUCUGCUUGGAACAAAACCAACUCCCAUCCCUCCACCCCGGCUGAAGAAGCAGGCUUCUUUUCUGGAAGCGGAAGGCAGCGCCAAGACCUUGACCGCCUGCCGGCCCAGCCGGAGGCCGGAGCCGGAGCCGGAGCCGGAGCUGGAGCCGGAGCCGGAGCCUGAGCUGGGCACAGCUGGGCACGCAGGUGGAGCCCCGCCUAGGGACGCCCCCAGGGAUUGCACAAGGGCGCCGCCGCCCGGUUCUGAAUCACAGCCGCCCCCGUGCCAUGGAGCCAGGCAGAGGCUGAGCGACAUGAGCCUUUCCACUUCCUCCUCCGACUCGCUGGACUUCGACCGGAGCAUGCCCCUGUAUGGCUAUGAGGCUGACACCACCAGCAGCCUGGAGGACUACGGAGGGGAGAGUGACCAGGAGACCAUGGCACCUCCCAUUAAGUCCAAAAAGAAGAGGAACAGCUCUUUUGUGCUGCCCAAGCUUGUCAAGUCUCAGUUGCGAAAGAUGAGCGGGGUGUUCAGUUCUUUCAUGACCCCUGAGAAGCGGAUGGUCCGCAGGAUCGCGGAGCUGUCCCAGAACAAAUGCACCUACUUCGGGUGCCUGGUGCAGGACUACGUGAGUUUCCUGAAGGAGAACAAGGAAUGCCAUGUAUCCAGCACCGACAUGCUGCAGACCAUCCGGCAGUUUAUGACUCAGGUCAAGAACUAUUUGUCUCAGAGCUCUGAACUGGACCCUCCUAUCGAGUCGCUGAUCCCAGAAGACCAAAUUG